GAUUACCGCCUCUCUAUUUCUGUACCGCCAAGCUCUUUAUUGGUCUUAGGCUGCCGUGGCAGAGAUUGUGUGUGUGUGUGUGUGUGUGUGUGCGUGUGUGUGUGUUUUCCAUCUACCUCCUGCAAAGCACACUCCACUGACUGUUUGGAUCUAUCAGCGUGUACCUGAUCUCUCUUCCACGGCUGGACUGAGGAAAUAAGGGCAAUAAGCAGUAUCACAGCGGGCCUAUCCCGUGGCACCACAGAAGAGUUGUCACGAUGAUAGUUACAAUGCUAACUGCUAUGUACAUGGUGGUCAGAGUAGUUGAAAAGAUAGGAGUGCGGUUUGCGCGCAGGGAUCCUCCCUUGCCUUUCGUGGUGACCCAGGUUCUGCCCUGGCAGGUGCACCAUGUGUCCCAAAAGAGGAGGAGCAGCGCAACAGCAGAGUACGAUGGCCCGAGGAGGAACAGCCUAGGAGUGUUCAGAAAGAUAAAUUCGGACCUCUUCCCCAAUACAACGUUGGCUGUUGCUGUUGCCACUUUGGCUGUGCCCUGUCUCCUGACGUGCAACCGGAAAGACUCCGCCUGCAGCAACGGGUGUGCAGCGGCGCCCCUCGGCCUCACCCUGCCCGUGGAGAAAGCUGCCGCCACCAUCCAGAACCAGUUCAGGAAGUACCAGCAGAAGAAGAAGGAGACCAAGUAGAAGCACACCCGCACCACCCGAGCUCUGCAAGACAGACAGACGGACACAAACACACUGGCGGGGGACACAGACAGACAGACAGACAGACAGACAGACAGACAAACCUCUCCAAAAUGUAAAGAGCAAGAGGACCAAACAUUUCCUCUAACUCUGUUACCUGUGUUGUGCAGCGUGUUAAGUAAAGCAAAGUAAAUAGUACUGACUGACUUGACAUAUGUCAAACAUUACAGACACACACAGACACACACACACACACACACAUUCAACCACAAAAUGAACGGACUAAAUAUUACACACAUCCCGUCUUAUACUAUGUAACUGAAUAUAUAGACGUACGUAUGAAUAAUAUGUCCUUUAUAUGCUAAUGGUUAGAGCGUUGGACUAGUAACCGAAAGGUUUCAAGUUCAUAUCCCCGAGCUGACAUCUGUCGUUCUGCCCCUGAACAAGGCAGUUAACCCACUGUUCCUAGGCCGUCAUUGGAAAUAAGAAUUUGUUCUUAACUGACUUGCCUAGUUAAAUAAAGGUAAAAUAAAAAAAUUAAAAAAAUGUGCAUAUCUGUA
Oncorhynchus nerka (sockeye salmon) is the source of this 1240-nucleotide messenger RNA. RefSeq lists its product as uncharacterized. The record is from RefSeq and is a predicted model, not a curated record. Bases 258 to 680 code for a protein of 140 amino acids. NCBI's taxonomy places the organism in Eukaryota, Metazoa, Chordata, Actinopteri, Salmoniformes, Salmonidae. Gene Ontology annotation, molecular function: protein binding. The transcript is spliced from 4 exons.